AUGGACUUUCUCCGCGGUGCCUCGGCUAGUUUCCAUCUUGGCAAGGGCGGUCGCCCUCUCUGGUUCCCAGCCUGGCCCAAGUCGCCUUCGGCCGCUUCCCGCGGUGCUCAGCGACACAUCCCAUCCGAUCUUCCUUGGACACUGACCCUCCGAGAGCGUCAAAGCCGUGCCUUUGCCAACCAUCAAAUCUUCUCGCUGCUCCUCGUUCUUGCCAAUCUGGUGUCGCUGCUGUUCGUCGUCGGCGACUACCGCGAUGCCGCCAAGACCGAUCUGUCCUCGGCAUGCUGGUCGCUCGAGUCGGCAGCAACAACGGUCUCAUCCUUCCCUCACUAUGCUGCAGCAUCCACAAAUGAAUUGGUGCUGUCGGCAUCAAACGUGGCUCUCAAUCGUACGGCAAGCCUCGUCCAGGGCGGCAUCCAGCUGCUGCACAAUGUGCUGCUGUAUCUCAUCCGCCGCUAUCAGCGGCUGCUGCUCUGCACCAUGGAUACGGUGCUGCAGGCCACCGUCGGAACGCUCGCUCAGCAUGCCGAGGAGAUCCGGGCAUUUCUGAACACCCAGAUCCAGGCGGUCGAUCAGGCCCUGCAGAGCGGACUGAGCCAUGUCAACGCCGUUAUCACCUCGACGGUCCCUGGCGAUGUGCUGGCCCUCAUCGUGCAGCCGCUCGGCGGCAGCAUCCAGGAUCCCAUCCAGCUCUCGGGUGUGAUCCAGGCCCUCAACUUCACCAUCCCCGAGACACUCGUCCAGGCCCUCCAGAAUCUGUCGUCCAGCAUCCCGAGUCUCGACCAGAUCGAAGCCACGAUCGAGCAGAGUUUCUCGGCACCCUUUCAGACAAUCGAGGAUGCUGCCCGGGACAAAAUCUCCCAGCUUGCAAUCUCUCCGACCCUUCUGCCAGUCCCGCCGCUCGCCAGCCCGGUGUCCUUCUGCUCGGACCUGCUCGACCUCGGGUGGAUCGAUCAGGUUGCCGCCGACCUCCAGCUCUUGCUGCUGGUGGCUUGUGGGGUGGUGCUCUUCCUGUCGCUGGUGUCGAUUGCUGCCGAUGUAGUGAUGGAGAGUCGCAAGUACCAGCAAGAGCAGCGCCAGAUUGCUGCGUUCCACUCGCUGCUGCUCAACCUGGACGUCAUUCCGGGCACCAGGUCCGAACUGGCAUGCUCAUGGUCGCUCAGCCAGUCUACCGAGCUGUACACCAUCGCCAGCCAUCCCCGACAAUCUCGCUUCCUCUCGGCCCUCUUUGCUCGACUGGAAAGGCACUGUUCACUUUCCCAACCGGCUCGUGCUCGCAUCAAGUGGCUUGUCCGCUAUGCAUCUCAUUCUCCGUCCGGGUUGUGUUUUCUCACGGGUCUGCUCGGCGUCGCGAGUAUCUCGUGCCAGCUCUGGUUGAUCCAAGCACACCGCCCAGAUCUCGUCCGCACUGUCGCUGCCGGGCUCAAUCAGACGCUCUCAUGGGUCGAGCCCAAGAUUGUACAGGUGGCCAACGAGUCGCUCGGCAGCUAUCUCUACGACAUCGACACCCGCAUCCAGCAGAUCGAAAGCGAGAUCAACGGCGAUCUCUUUGGCUGGGUCGACAAUACCCUGGCCAUCCUCAACACCACCGUCGCCGGCUUUGCCACGGGAUUCUCAGAGGCCCUCAGCGCUGCCUUUGCGCCUGUCCCUCCGCUCCGGGACGCCGUCAUGCAGUUUACCGAGUGUCUGCUGCAGAUCAACCUGACCGUGCAAGAGCUGAACCAACUCCAGACCGAGGCCCGCUCCCGGCUCCGGAUCGAUUUGCCGUUGGCCAGCAGCAUGACCUGGGCCCUGAACGAAAGCUCGGUCCGCGACAUGUUGCUGAGGAUCCAAGGCUCCUCGCCCUCGCUCUCGCAGCUGUCGUCGUUAUCGUCCUCGGACAGCCUCUCGGCUGGACUGGAUCUCAUCUUGGCAAAGUACUUUGAUACGCUCUGCCGCCACCGAUAUGUCUUUGCGCUCCUGAUGGCAUUUGGAAGCCUGGUCUUUUGGCUUGCGUGUCUCCGGUUGCUGCUUUCGUGGGCCAUUCCCGUCAUUGCGAUUCCAACGCCAAGUCCACGAGCCGAUAGCCAAAGCGUCGUCGCUGGCCCGAUGGCAAAGCUCAGUCUCGACCUCAGCGAUGGCAGCCUCAAAGACAGCAAUCGGGAGCGAUAUCACCAGGAUCCGUUCACGCCCUCGCUCAUAUCUUUGGAGAGCUGUCCAGGAUCACCGCACCCAGGGGACAGGACCCUCAACGAUCCUGCUCCAGAAGCGCCAUCGACGGAACAAACGAUGGCUGCUACUCCAGGCAGAAAUGGCCUCGAGCCGCAGCCAGUACCAAAGCUCCCAGUCCUGGAGUCGGAGUCGGAGUCGGAGUCGAUGUCGGUGUCGAUGCCGCCGCCACUUGUCCAGCGACUUCGAGCCCGCAUCUCGUUCCGGGUUCCACUGCUCCGUUGUCCUCAGAUUCGAACGCAGGCCCUUGGGUGGCUCGACAGAGUGCGUGAUCGACGGCUCCAUCCGUCCGACUCGCGAUCGGAGUUGCGAGCAUCGUGGCAUUCAAGCAUCAUGUUGCUCGAGCAGCCGACACACAGCGAGCACCGUGACAGCGACCAGGAUAGCCUCGGCAGUAGUGGCGAGACGGAGUGGCCAUAGGCCAUCCAUUCUGGAUGAGGGAGCGAGGGAGGGAAGGAGUUGUUUGGUCCCACAGUGACAGGGGCAUUUCGUUUCAAACUGGGAGCUCAGCAUACG
Molecule: messenger RNA, 2724 nt
Organism: Polychytrium aggregatum
Lineage: Eukaryota; Fungi; Chytridiomycota; Chytridiomycetes; Polychytriales
Exons: 1
Coding region: 1-2628 (875 amino acids)
Cellular component (GO): mating projection tip
Source: RefSeq, a predicted model, not a curated record